AUGGACACACAAGCAGGAAUAUCUCAGAAGGACAUCUAAUGUUAUCCCCGGAUUGUGAAAUAAGAGAUAAUGACAGUAGACAGGAUUCUCCAGGAGAUAACCCCAUUACCCUAAUUAUACAUCCAGCUCUAUCAGCUGAUCCCCCUGAUCCUGGGAAAUGUUCUCCUGAUCACUCUGAUAUUGGUGCAUCUGUUACAGCUCUGAGAGUAGAUACAGUGUUUCCAUGUUCUAUAGAUGCCAAAUGUUUUACACAGAACACAAAGCCUAUUAACCCACACACAGGUAAGGCAGGGGAGAGGCCAUUUCCAUGUUCUGAGUGUGGGAAAUAUUUUGCACAGAAAUCACAACUUGCUACACAUCAGCGAAGUCACAGAGGUGAGAGGCCAUUUCCAUGUUCUGAGUGUGGGAAAUGUUUUGCACAUAAAGCACAUCUUGUUAGACAUCAGAGAAGUCACACAGGUGAGAAGCCAUUUUCUUGCUCUGAGUGCGGGAAAUGUUUUAUCCGGAAAUCACAUCUUGUUACACAUCAGCGAAGUCACACAGGUGAGAAGCCAUUUCCAUGUUCUGAGUGUGGGAAAUGUUUUACACAGAAAUCACAUCUUGUUGCACAUCAGCAAACUCACACAGCUGAGAAUCCAUUUCUUUGCUCUGAGUGCGGAAAAUGUUUUACCUGGAAAUCACAACUUGUUACACAUCAGCGAAGUCACACAGGUGAGAAGCCAUUUCCAUGUUCUGAGUGUGGAAAAUGUUUUGCACACAAGUCAGCUCUUGUUAGACAUAAUAGAGGUCACACAGGUGAGAAGCCAUUUUCUUGCUCUAAGUGCGGAAAAUGUUUUACCCGGAAAUCACAACUUGUUAGACAUCAGCGAAGUCAUACAGGUGAGAUGCCAUUUCCAUGUUCUGAGUGUGGGAAAUAUUUUGCACACAAAUCAGAUCUUGUUAUACAUCACAGAAGUCACACAGGUGAGAAGCCAUUUUUUUUGCUAUGAGUGUGGGAAAUAUUUUGCACAGAAAUCACAACUUGUUACACAUCAGCGAAGUCAGAUAGGUGAGAAGUCAUUUCCAUGUUCUGAGAAAUAAAUCGGCUCUUGUUGGACGCAGUAGACAUCAUUCAGGUGAGGAACCAUUUUAAUCUUCUGGAGGAUACUACUUGUCAUGUGAUGUUCUUCAAGGUUCUUAUCCUAUUUCCUGUGGUUUUGCUAUAUACAUGCUACUGCAGGGUGAAAUAAUCAGCUGUCAUGCCCUCAUCUACCACUGCUAUGCAGAUGAUCUGUCUGAGAACCCAGUACCAGUCCUAAAUAAUUGUCUAGCUGAGCUCCAGGUAUGGGUGAUGCCAGUUGGCUGUGACUCAGUCCUGGUGAAACAGGUCUAUCAUAAGAUAGAAGCUCACCAACAAAGGGCAGGGCUACAGCUCAGCUUUACCUACCAACCAGACUUACACUUGGGGGUUCAGGGUUACAUAAUGCUAAUCAUGGGCGGACUCUUUGUGUCCUGGAUGGUGGAGUGACAGUUAGACAUCACGUAUCAGCCACAAUCAGAUCCUCAUCUGAGGAACAUAGCCAGACUCCAGCACUUUAUUCCCUCAGAAUAUCUACCUACAGUCAUACAUGUACUUGUAUCAUCACGCAUAGACUAUUGCAAUGUCCUCUACUUGGGUCUCCCAGCAAAAGAAUUGCACCGGUUGUAGCUUGUACAGAAUGCAGCAGCCAGGCUGUUACCUAACCAGCCCGUUCCUGCCACAUAACACCCAUUCUCUGCUCCCUUCACUGGCUGCCUGUAAGAUGGUGCCUAUUGCAUAAUCUUACUGACUCUCCCAGCCCUAAAUGACCAGGGUCCAUGGUACCAGAAGCAGCUUCUGCCUCCUUACUGCCCUGUUACUUCUGUCUACAGAUGAAGGGCUGUUACCAGCAUUACCAAGAAUCCCCAAGCAGUUCUGAGAUGUCAGAGGGAGACAGGGUGGUGGUAGUAGUGCUGUAAUGGGGGCUGCCGGAGGCACUGUCUCUGGGUAAUAUUAUCCUCAAGCAGUGCUGAGGUAGAAGUGGGGGGACACAGGGUGGCGAGCAGUAAGGGAGAUGGUAGCAGUAGUGGGGGGAGACAUGGCGAUUGGCAGUAGUGGGGGAAAGAGGUUUUGGGGAGAUAAGGCUGGUGGCGGUAGUGGGAGUCAGGGCGGAAGGCCGCACUGCAGUACCAGGGGCUACUGGAGGCAGUAAAGAGGUGUAUGGGUCCCGCACAGAAUCAGUUGAUAAUUAGACUUGAUGAUGAUUAUGCUUCCUUAUUUCUAAUGAAUCCCUUGUAUGUGUUACUGUUAUUUGCUGUGUCAGCCUUUAUGUGUGUUCUGUGUAUUAAUCCUGAAAGUAGUGCUGCUACCGAUCUCAUAUCAUUUGAAUUGACCUGCAAAAAUUGAGGAAAAGAUGAGAUAUGAGGUGCACUUUGGAAGCUUAUAGGGGGUUAAAUAUUAACGCAGAUGUGACAUCACGCAGCCCCCCGAAAAAUGGUCCUGGCCCGCCCACGUUUACCCCUCAGGUAUGUGGCCACAAUGUAUGUCCGCACGGCCGCUGCGCAUGUGCAUUUUGCUAACACCAGCAAACUGCUGUGGGCCGCUAUUGCGGCUGUGUCUGAAUGAUAUGUAUCUGUUUUACUUACCUGCAAUACUAACACGUAACUUGAAUUGUUUCUGUGCUUUAAAGGAUAUUUUGUCCAUGUUGUGUAGAGUAAUGUACCUUUUAAGUUGAAA
This is a messenger RNA of Pseudophryne corroboree (corroboree frog), 2734 nucleotides long. RefSeq names its product gastrula zinc finger protein XlCGF17.1-like. Gene Ontology annotation, molecular function: RNA polymerase II cis-regulatory region sequence-specific DNA binding; DNA-binding transcription factor activity, RNA polymerase II-specific. The transcript has a single exon. The record is from RefSeq and is a predicted model, not a curated record. The coding region runs from base 39 to 989 and encodes 316 amino acids. Gene Ontology annotation, biological process: regulation of transcription by RNA polymerase II. NCBI's taxonomy places the organism in Eukaryota, Metazoa, Chordata, Amphibia, Anura, Myobatrachidae. Gene Ontology annotation, cellular component: nucleus.